CAGGGGAAGGGGGGGAGGCUGCAAGCAGGAACGGACAGGGCGAGGGAAAAGAGCAGAGACAGGAAGGGGUUGCCACAGUAGGUCGGCCGCGCCCCACAGCCUGGCAACAGGGCUCCAGGUCCAGCCCAGGCACGGUGUGGGGGAGGCGGCCAGACCUCCGUGGCAACCUGGAAGGCCCCCUCCCCUCCCCCAGCAUGGGAAGGCGGCCUGAGGGAGAAAUGCGGAGGGCGGGGACUGCUGCCGCCUGCUCCCAAUGAGCUCAUCCUGGUUGCUUUUGCUGGCUGGCGCGGCGAGGAGAGUCCCGCUCGGGACGCGCACCCGGAGAACCUGAAGCGCCUCGAAGGCGCGCGGUUCCCAGCGAGGCGGGAAAAAGAACUGUGUUAAAAUGUUAAAAGCAGUCCUGAAGAAGAGCAGAGAUGGUGCAAAGGCCAGCAAAAAGGAAUCCGGUGACUCCUGUUCUGAAAGUGCACUACAGAUAAUUACCACAUCUGGCUACAAUGCAGACAUUCCUGGUGGUGUACAGCCUGUAUCUGAAGAUGCCUACAGAAUGAAUUUGACCAAAGGAGUUUCUAUGUCGUUGCCAUCGUCACCUUUGCUGCCUCGUCAUGCCUACUUGAUGCAAUCUAGAGCCAGCAAAAAAUCUCCAGGUCCAAUCAGGAAGCCCAAGUAUGUGGAAAGUCCCCGGGUGCCUGGAGAUGCAGUCAUUGUACCGCUGAGGAAAGAACCAACGGAACACAACCAGAAUGAAGCAAAGUCAGAAAAGGAACCAAGCUGCUCCCCAGCAGCUCAGGAACUGAUGACGAGACUGGGAUUUCUGCUGGGAGAAGGCAUUCCAACUUCUGCCCACGUCUCUGCAGAAGAAAAACAUGAAAAUAUGUACACAGUAGUUAGUCAAGGAGUCAGUCCCUGUUCUACGCUAACUAGCAGCACGACGUCGCCCAGCACUGAUAGUCCCUGCUCAACUCUGAAUAGCUGUGCUGGCAAACCGGCCGCCAACAGAAGUAGUCCCUGUGAGACCAUUAGCAGCCCAAGCUCCACACUGGAAAGCAAGGACAGCGGUAUUAUAGCCACAGUAACAAGUUCAUCUGAAAACGAUGAUCGCAGUGGAUCCAGUUUGGAAUGGAGUAAAGAUGGCAGUCUUAGAACUGGUUCACAUCAAGGAAUUAUUCAUGAACGAAGGACAGAUAAUUGUUCACCAGUUGCCGAAGAGGAGACUGUUGGCUGUUCAGAAACUUUGCCUAAAGUAGAAGCAUCUUCUGGAGACGGUCCUGUAACUUAUACUCAGAGUUCUGGCUCCUUAGUGAUGCCUCGGCCCAAUUCUGUUGCAGCAACCAGUUCCACCAAGCUGGAAGACCUGAGCUAUUUGGAUGGACAGAGGAAUACUCCCUUAAGAACCUCAAUUCGUUUGCCAUGGCACAACACAGCUGGGGGAAGAGUUCAGCAAGAAAUCAAAGCACGAUUUGCCCCCUAUAAGCCUCAAGACAUUUUGCUAAAGCCACUAUUGUUUGAAGUGCCAAGCAUAACAAUGGACUCUGUGUUUGUCGGAAGAGACUGGUUAUUUCAAGUUAUAGAGGAAAAGUUGAAGAAUACAGAGCAGGCAGAGACCAGGGGAGCUGCCAUCAUUGGGAACGUGGGAUUUGGGAAGACGGCUGUUAUCUCAAAACUUGUGGCACUCAGCUGCCACGGAAGUCGCAUGAGGCAAAUUGCUUCCACCAGCCCAAGUUCUUCUCCGAAAACCAGUGACCCCUGUCAGGAGAUUCCUCUCAGCCAGUUAUCCCCUUCUGCCUCCAGUGGGAUCGGCACAGUCAAAACCUUGAACUGCCCCUCUGCUCAGGAAAAUCAGAACCAAACAAUUGAUUCAGUUAGACGGCUUGCUUCAAAGGUUGUUGCCUAUCACUACUGCCAAGCUGACAAUACAUAUACAUGCCUUGUCCCAGAAUUUGUGCAUAGUAUUGCAGCUUUAUUAUGCCGGUCGCAUCAGCUAACAGCAUACAGAGAUCUUCUGAUAAGGGAACCACACCUGCAGAGCAUGCUUAGCCUCAGGUCCUGUGUUCAAGAUCCAGCAGCUGCGUUCAGAAGAGGAGUGCUGGAACCACUAAUUAAUCUUAGAAAAGAACAGAAAAUUCCACAAGAGGAAUGCAUCAUUUUGGUAGAUGGCUUAAACGAGGCUGAAUUCCACAAGCCCGAUUAUGGGGAUACAGUUUCUUCAUUCAUUGCAAAUAUUAUUUCUAAAUUUCCUCCCUGGUUAAAACUAAUUGUAACUGUGCGAACAAACUUUCAGGAGUUAAUUUGCUCACAACCUUUCUUCAUGAUCUCCCUAGAUGAUUUCCCUGACAACAAAGAAAUACAAGCUGAUUUGAAUGCCUAUAUUCAGUACAGGAUCGGUGCUAGCCAGGACAUUGUAAACAACAUAUCUCUGAAUGGAAAAGCGGAUACAGCUAUCAUUGGGAAAGUGAGCAACCACUUGAUCAUGCGGAGCAUGGGGUCUUACCUCUACUUAAAACUGACGCUAGAUCUUUUUCAGAAGGGUCACCUAGUCAUCAAAAGUGCCAGCUACAAGGUAGUCCCAGUCUCCCUCUCAGAGCUUUAUUUACUUCAGUGCAACAUGAAAUUUAUGACUAACUCAUCAUUUGAAAGAGCCCUACCAGUGCUCAAUGUAGCUCUGGCAUCCCUUCAUCCAUUGACAGAUGACCAGAUUUUCCAAGCUAUUAACGCUGGCCAGAUACACGGUGAACAGGAGUGGGAAGAAUUCCAUCAAAGAAUGGAGACCCUUUCAAGUUUCCUGAUUAAAAGGCGGGACAAGACACGGAUGUUUUGCCAUCCUUCGUUCCGGGAAUGGCUCGUAUGGAGAGCAGAUGGUGAAAGUACUGACUUCUUGUGUGAGCCAAGGAAUGGACACGCUCUCCUGGCGUUCAUGUUCUCGCGGCAGGAAGGAAAGCUUAACCGUCAGCAAACGAUGGAACUUGGGCAUCACAUUCUGAAAGCUCAUAUUUUCAAGGGACUGAGUAAGAGGACUGGGAUUUCUUCCAGUAAUCUUCAGGCCUUAUGGGUUGGCUACAGCACCGAUGGUUUGUCAGCAGCCCUUGCAUCUUUGCGAAAUCUCUAUACUCCUAAUGUGAAGGUGAGUCGUCUGCUGAUUUUGGGCGGUGCAAAUGUAAAUUACAGGACAGAAGUCCUCAACAAUGCUCCAGUAUUAUGUGUUCAGUCUCACCUUGGUCAUGAAGAAAUGGUCCUCCUCCUGCUAGAAUUUGGUUCUUCCAUUGAUGGUGCAUCUGAGAAUGGAAUGACACCACUUUGUUGUGCAGCAGCUGCUGGCCACAUGCACAUAGUUUCAUUACUAUGUAAAAAGGGAGCAAAGAUCGAUCACUUGGACAAAAAGGGACAAUGUGCUUUGGUUCAUAGUGCUUUAAGAGGCCAUUCUGACAUUCUUGAAUAUUUGCUGAGCUUGGAUUGGACUGCCUCUUCCCAUUCGCAGAGUUCACUGACAAAACGGCAGGCGCUUCAGCAGGCUUUGACGGCAUCUUCAAGCAUGGGACACUGUCAGGUGGUUCGUUUUCUGAUAAGGAUGGAAAAAGAGCCAAAAAUAGACAUCAAUGAAACUGAUACCCUGUGGGGAGAAACUGCUUUGACAGCUGCUACUGGGAGAGGAAAACUAGACAUGUGUGAACUGCUACUUGAACAUGGUGCUCUGGUAACGAGAAAUAAUAGGAGAGGGAUCCCGCCACUCUUCUGUGCGGUGCGCCAAGGACACUGGCAGAUUGCAAAACUUCUACUGGAACAUGGAGCGGAUGUAAAUCUAAGUGACAAACAAGGACGGACACCACUAAUGGUGGCUUCUUGUGAAGGCCAUUUAAGCACUGUAGAAUUUCUGAUCUCCAAAGGUGCAGACAUUGCGUUGCUGGAUAAAGAGGGCCUGACAGCCUUGAGCUGGGCUUGUCUGAAAGGACACAAAAAUGUGGUUCAAUAUUUGGUUGAAAAAAAUGCCACAGUAGACCAGACGGACAAGAAUGGGAGAACUCCCUUGGAUCUAGCAGCUUUCUAUGGAGACUCGGAUAUUGUGCAGUAUUUAGUGGACAAGGGAGCAGUGAUUGAACAUGUUGACAACAGUGGGAUGCGCCCAUUGGACAGAGCAAUUGGAUGUCGAAAUACAUCAGUUGUGGUUAUGCUGCUUCGGAAAGGAGCCAAAUUAGGAAAUGCCGCUUGGGCUAUGGCUACUUCGAAACCUGAUAUUCUGAUAAUCCUUCUACAAAAGCUGGUUGAAGAAGGAAACAUAAUGUACAAAAAAGGGAAGAUGAAAGAGGCCGCACAGCGGUACCAGUAUGCCUUAAGGAAGUUUCCUCGGGAGAGUUUUGGAGAAGAAAUUAAAGCUUUCAAUGAGCUCAGAGUUUCUCUAUAUCUAAACCUGUCACGAUGCCGAAGAAAAACAAAUGAUUUUGGCAUGGCGGAUGAGUUUGCGAGCAAGGCCCUUGAUCUCAAACCCACAUCUUAUGAAGCGUAUUACGCCAGAGCAAGAGCCAAGAGGAACAGCAGGCAAUUCCAUGCAGCCCUUAGUGAUCUGCGUGAAGCCAUCAAGUUGUGCCCUGGUAACCAAGAAAUAAAGAGACUCCUCGCUCGAGUUGAUGAGGAGUGCAAACAGCUCCAGCGAACACAGCAACAAAAGCAGCAGUGUCCUCUGCCAACCCCGCAGAGCAAUGACUCGGACAAUGAGGGGGAAACUCUUGUGCAGGAUCCCUUCAGCUUGGAAGAGAUAGAAGAGGAGGAACUUUCGCACGAGGAGGUGUCUGGUCCACCUACACAGCGGCCGCCACUUCCCCAAGCUGCUUCUUCUUGCAACAGAAACCCUCCGGAAGGGAAUCCCCCGAAAUAUAGGCCCAUUUCCCCUACAAAUAGAGGAGGCAGCAAAUUUCUGCGUGAGCCUGGCUUGACGAUGCAGCCCACAAAACAAGCCCAGAUAGUUAAAACUAAUCAGCAUCUGAAUUCCAUCCAGGCUGGGACAAGAGCUGGAACUGGUCAGCCUGGCACCAAGACUCAGCCCCUUCAGUAUCUUCCUCCAAGCCCUGUGCCCGCCAGGCACCUUACAAAUCUAAGCAACAAUAAAAGUCAGCAUUUGGAUGGCACCAACACACUUUCUGCAAGCAUUCCUGCGGGCAGUAGCUCUGCCGUCUUCAAUGAAAGACUGACGGCUGGACAGUUUUCGUAUUUGCAGCACAACGAGAAAGGAUCAUCUCACAUUUUCUUAACUAAAUCCAAAACUCACGAGAGACUAGCUGUCCACACUCCUCCAAACAUGGAGAAGACAGUCCAGCUGCCGUACCAAGGAACUAGUGAGAUGAGGCAGCAAAGUUCUAUGAGUUGUAGUUCGAUUUCUGCCAACAUGGUGGUUUCCAACUCAACAAGCAGCUUAUCUUCAAGCAGCAGCUUCUCGGAGAGUCUGAAAGGGCAAGGUCCUGACGUUCGGGUGAAGGAGAACAAAGCUAACCAAGUUCAGAGCGGGACAGCAGAACACAGGCCUCGCAAUACUCCCUUCAUGGGAAUCAUGGAUAAAACUGCACGGUUCCAGCAGCAAGUGAGCGCACCAAAUCGCAGCUGGCAUGGCCAAACUUCUGAAGGAUUCCUGAAAAGUGUUGCGACAGCUGGAGGAACUCAAUCUUCAAGUUGUGAGCAGUUCCCAGCCAAGCAGUUGGGCAGCUAUGGAAACCAGACAUUCUCUUCUUCUUCCAUCUUAACAUCAGGAGAAAGUAUCCAGAAUGGGAUGCAGUCUAAAGAACUUGAGGAGCUCAAGUGCCAAGCAUCUGCCUCGACUCAAGACAACAGGAUAGCUACGCCUGUGGCUCAUUUGUACCAGGAAGUUCUCUCUAAGCAGCACUCUCCGCUUAACAAAGACAUUCAUGCGAGUCACGUUACUUCUACAAAGCCAAAACGAUCUUUUGUAGAAUCUAAUGUGUGAAUGUGUUCCAUCAGUUUUAUCACAAACCAUGCCUCUUUGGUUGUAAAACUUAAUCCAUAGUGGCAUAUAUGAUAUUAAUAGCUGAUAUUUCACAAGGUGUAUAACAAACUUGAUCACCCGGCCACUUCUUGAACCUUAAAACAGGCCAGCAGUAUUAAGCAAAAUAUGGGCUACCACCACUUAGUUAAGAUACUGUUUAUUAAUGCAGUGGAGGAGGAAUUCCAUUGUCAAUGUCAAAUUUUGUAAGAGAGAAUUUAAACAUCCUUGCCUGAUUAACUAUAUUAGUAAUAAUACCAAGCUAAGUCCUCUGAAACGUGGAUGAAUUUAUUCUGUACAGCCAUGUAUAUAUCUUGUUAAAAAUGUUUUAACUCCUGCAAGGUGAUGGGAUCCGUAGCACAUCCACCUCUGUCCAUGACUGUUUUCUUGUCAGGAAGAUUAAGUAUUGCUCUUCCAGCUUAAUAAAGAUGCAGGUGUAAUUUCAGGAAACCUUUUGUCACUUCUGUGCAAGUCAUUCGGCAGCCAUAUUUUAUUUGAUUGUGUGAAUAAUUUUGACUUUAGUUACUAUAAGGCAGCAAAUAAAUGACAGUGGGGGGGUUUGCAUGCGUUUUGUUCAACAUCCUGGUUAUUGCACUGAGUAAUAUAUGAGAUGUUAACAACAUAUAACAGCACUUUACAUAGUUUAUCUUAACACCCUCUGAGGUGCUAUGUAAGUAACAAGAUGGAGAAUAAGGAAGGGGACUGCAAGUUUUGGUUGUGUUUUUAUAGGUCUCCCACUGAACACUGGUGGGAGGAAUAUGUGGAUUUACUUUUACAGGAAGAGCAUCUGAUUCCCCUCAGUGCUUCAGUGGGAAACUUCUUAGUUGCAAGGAUGUUUUCAAGAUGACCAGUUUGUAAGGACAUUCCUGUAAGUAACAAAGGACAACAGAAUACUCCACCUUGUACAAGCUCAAUCUUUAAUGAAUUAUUCCCUUGUGUACAGUAUGUAUGUACAUUGUAAUGGCAUUCUCGCACGGUUUUUAAGAAUUCCAUAAAGAAUUUGCAAUUUCUAAA
This is a messenger RNA of Sphaerodactylus townsendi, 6997 nucleotides long. RefSeq names its product tetratricopeptide repeat, ankyrin repeat and coiled-coil containing 1 (gene TANC1). Gene Ontology annotation, cellular component: glutamatergic synapse. The transcript is spliced from 26 exons. Lineage: Eukaryota; Metazoa; Chordata; Lepidosauria; Squamata; Sphaerodactylidae. The coding region runs from base 386 to 5947 and encodes 1853 amino acids. The record is from RefSeq and is a predicted model, not a curated record. Gene Ontology annotation, biological process: regulation of postsynapse organization. Gene Ontology annotation, molecular function: protein binding.